This is a messenger RNA of Orbicella faveolata, 2610 nucleotides long. Its product is annotated as PACRG-like protein. Lineage: Eukaryota; Metazoa; Cnidaria; Anthozoa; Scleractinia; Merulinidae. The record is from RefSeq and is a predicted model, not a curated record.
CAAAAAGAAAAUGGCUUCUGCAUCGCUUCAUGGCGACCGUAGUUAUGUAGUUUCUCGUGGAAAGAAAACUCCUUCUCCUGUUGUCCAAGGUAGUAAGACACCAAUACCAAGAACUAGUGAAGCCAAGAAACGUCUUAAAAGCUCUGAUGGUGGUUCUAAACAGCUUGUUUCGGCUGCAAAAGUCUCGACGUCAGCGGCGAAGCAACGUCCUUCAGACAUUUUGAAUCCAAAGACUGUUGACCCAUUCAACGACAAGACACCAAAGUCUUCAUUUGCUACAAGUUACGCAAAUGGUGGAGUACCUUGCAGGUUGGUUCAUGGCUCUGUUAAACACAAACUUCAGUGGAAUACUCCUCCUGAUAACCUGUCUUUUGAUCCUGUGUUAAUUACUUUAGCAGAGGGUCUUAGAGAGACCAAACACCCUUACAUGUUCGUUGCUCGUGAAGGAUUUAGAGAAAUGCUUGAAGUAGACGAUGCUGCAUCUCGGACAUUACCGAUUUUAUCAAAACUUAUAGUCCCUCUCAGGGCUGCACUGGCUUCAUCAGACACACAAGUUUUUUACAGUUCAUUGGAAGCUUUGGUACAACUCAGUGAAGUUGUUGGUUCAGCACUUAACCCUCAUUUAAAAGCCCUCCUUCCACAGGUGUCAAAACGUUUUAUGGACAAAACUCAAAAAGAAAGAAUCCUGCAUGCAUUACAAAGACUGGAACAAAAUGUUGGAAAGGAAAGUGUUCCAAUUAUCAAAUCAAAGAUACCAACAUAUCAAUCAGUGUGUCUAUAGCACUGUCUAAUCAAAUAUGGGUUAAUUAAAAACAUAGCUAAGUUAUAAAUUAUCUAGAGAAACAAACAAAGGUGUCAAAUAUAUUAUCAGCAUGCAAAGAUAGUCAUAUCCAAUAGCCCAGGACUAGUGGAUUUUGCAUUCAGGUUAGAAGAUUCUAUCCUUUACUUACCCGAUAGGUAAGUGAAGAUUUUUGUGAAAAAAAAAAAAAAAAUGAGGAAAUUUAAAUUACAGAUUGAAGUACUGUAACAGAGAGCUAAUUAUUGUAAGUUUCAAUUUUGAUCUUGAACUAGUUAUUUCAUUGUGCAGUGCUAGUGAGAAUUUUUUUGGGUUAGCAACUUUAACUGUUGGGCUUGUACAUGUAACACCCUAGUUACAGCUUUGCCAAAGGGCAAGCUGCAAUCUUGGGCAAGUUGGAAACUGAUUUUCUUUGCACCCUGAUUAUGAAGUGUUAGUAUAGAGAAUUAAGUUGUACCGUAGUUUGACACAUCAUAUUUAUUAGUCAGAGUGAAAUGUAAUGGUCAUCUUGUGAGUUUUAAAAGUAAUUACCCUCACGUGUCUGGUUUGAUGUAACUGCAUGAUCUAUCAAUAAUAAUUAAAUAUUGUAAAUUAGCACGUUGGCUGCAGUGCGGAACAACUGCAUGGUUGUACAAAAUUCACAAAACGGUUGUUUAAAAUUUGCAUCAUUUACAAGCACAAAAUCAUUUAUAAAUAAUAUUCUCAAUCUGUAACCAGGGAGGUGCAGUGGCUUAAUAUUGGUUAAUGCACUUGAAUUCAGAUUGAGCCGUGGUUUUACUGAGACUUAGACAAGACAUCUCACUGCACAAUGCCUCUCUUCACCCAGAAACAUAUGUAAAUAUGUAAAUUUACGGGUAAUGGCAAAUAGUUGGGGCACCCUUCAGGACCAAAUGCUUUUAACCUGUGAUGGACUGGUAUCUCAUCUAGGUGGUGAGGCGGAGGGGGCGGGAGGCAAUACUCUUAGCAGAUGCAGAAGGCUAUGAACGAAUUGGACUUAAAGAUGAUUUACAGUCCAUACAGCACAAUCUCGAGAGUUUGUUUAUGUUUUUGUUUUGACUCAUGUAAUAUGUCACAAAAUGUAACAUUUUGCUAUUACCAACAUGAAGUAAAUUCAAAGUUUCGUGUUACGGAUACCAAGCUUUAUGUUUUGUUCUUUCAAAAUCACUUUAUGAAACAAUUUCCUAGCUGUGAAAAUCAAAGAAAAUCUUGGGUAAAGAAUUCAAACUGCCUCAAAGAUAAGGUAUGAAUAGCAUCUAUUCACUUUCCCAACCUCGUUCCCAGGGUCUCUCAUCUUACCGCCCCCUGGAGCGAACGAGGGGGCAGUAAGAUGAGAGACCCUGGGAACGAGGUUGUCGCUUUCCGUGGAGUGAGACUCACAAACAUUGGCCAUGGGGUGCCAAGACUGUGUAUGGACUGAAAAUCAUCUUUAAGUAGCAUUACUUCUUUGUUGUUGUAACCAGCUAUCACUGUGUCUGUUUGUCCUGAUCUAUUGUUGUUGUCAUAUAUGAUUGAUGAAGCAGAGACAUUUACUCUUGAGAAAAAUUAUGAUGUUAGUGAAUUGUCCAGCUUCAGAGUAUAAAGUUACCAUGGAAGAAAGUUUUAUUUUUCAAACAUAUUUUAUGGAUUAUGUACAUAGACCCUCAAUAUAAUUUAGACAAUCCUUUUUGUUUAUUACCUUUCCCUUGAUCAAAUUUCCUUUGCUUUUAAUGUAACAUAGUGUUUUGUAAAAAUGAGUGGCAAAGGCUGCUUCUUCAGAUUGUAAGCACUAUACAUGGUACAGGAUGUGUAAAAUAAAGGAAAUGGUAAAUAGUCAA